GCCGCGGUGCGCCGGUCCGGACAGCCGGAGGACAUGGAGCGGUUUUAGGAGAAGCUGGACGGAUAGAACCUGGAGGAGGAACCCUUUUCAGACCAAACAGUAACCGGGACGACGUUCAAGUUUGGAGUCCAGCAGGUGGAACUCAUCAUUAAUUGUUGCACUUUUCGCUGCAGCUGAAUUCUGGACCAGAACCAAGGAGCCGCCGUGAAACUGUGGACCUCCUCCUUCAGACAGCCUUUCUCCUCUGGAUCUUAUGGCUGAAAUGCUGAAUCCGCCGGCUCUGCUGAGCAUGCCCCGGAGCCCCACCUCCAGUGAGGAUGAGAUGGCCCAAAGCUUUUCUGACUACUCCGACGACUGUGCCUCCGACAGCUCCCGCGAAGAAACCAUCUACGAGACGAUAAGGGCGACCGUAGAGCCAUCGCAGAACCACAUGGACGACAUUCACACGAACUCGCUGGUGAUCCGGGUCCUCAUACCGGACCUGCAGCAGACGAAAUGCAUGCGGUUCAACCCAGACGCGACGGUCUGGAUCGCCAAACAGCGGAUUCUAUGCACACUCAAUCAGACCCUGAAAGAUGUACUGAACUAUGGGCUCUUCCAGCCGGCGAGCAACGGGAGGGACGGCAAGUUCCUCGACGAAGAGCGCCUCCUUCGAGAGUACCCACAGCCAUUCAGCAAGGGGGUCCCCUGUUUGGAGUUUCGUUACAAGAGCAGAGUCUACAGGCAACCCAACAUUGAUGAGAAGCAGAUUGCCAAACUUCAUACAAAGGCCAACCUGAGGAAGUUCAUGGACUUCAUUCAACAUAAUCAGGUGGACAAAGUGGGAAAAAUGUUGGAGAGAGGCCUUGAUCCCAACUAUCAUGACAGCGAUACUGGUGAGAACCCGCUAACACUUGCAGCACAGCUGGACAACGCUGUGGAGAUGAUCAAGGUGCUGAAGAACGGUGGAGCUCAUCUGGACUUUAGGGCCAAGGAUGGCAUGACUUCCCUUCACAAAGCUGCCCGGUCCAAGAACCAGGUUAUACUCAUGACGCUGUUGGAGUUAGGAGCGUCUCCAGACUACAAGGACAGCCGCGGCCUGACGCCUCUGUACCACAGCGUGGUGGUGGGAGGAGACCCUGGUUGCUGCGAGCUCCUGCUGAACCACCACGCCUCCGUCUGCUGCCAAGAUGAGAAUGGCUGGCACGAGGUUCACCAGGCCUGCCGUCACGGCCAUGUGCAGCAUCUGGAACAUCUGCUGUUCUACGGAGCCAUGAUGAGGGCCCAAAACGCCUCAGGAAACACUGCCCUGCACAUCUGUGCCCUCUACAACCAGGAUAACUGUGCUAGAGUGCUGCUGGUCCGUGGAGCUGACAAAGAAGUGAAGAACUACAACAGCCAGACUCCAUUUCAGGUAGCCAUUAUUGCUGGAAACUUUGAGCUCGCUGAACUCAUCAAGAACCACAAAGACUCUGAUAUAGUGCCUUUCCGCGAGGCUCCAGCUUACUCCAAACGCCGGCGAGGUCCGUCCUCUGGCAGUGGAAACGGCCAAUCCCUGUCCUCGCUAACAGCGCCACGGGUCCUCCUGCGCUCCAACAGCGACAACAAUCUUUCUGUAAGCCAGUACCAGCAGCAGCACGGUUCUCCUGGAAACUGGGCCCCCCAACUGCAGCAACACCAACACGCCCAGACCCACCAACACAGGGCCCCCCAGCAGGGUCACUCGCAGCCUGGCUCCUCAGCUUUACACCGCAGCCUGUCCCCCCAGCUGGUCCAGCAGAUGCCCAGCGGCAGCCCCAAUGGCAACGUGGUGGUCCGAACUAUGGGGAGGGGGGCAAGGAGCCGCUCGCCCUCCCUCAGCCGGCUGGGGGAGGAGAACAGACGUGCUCAGACUUCGCAGCGGCAGCCCAAUCCCAGCAGUCACAGUGAGGCGGUCGGCCCCAGGAGAAAGCUGUACAGCGCCGUUCCAGGCAGACACUUUGUGGUGGUUCGUUCUUACACCACCCAUGCUGAGGGAGAGAUCAACUUGUACAAAGGAGACAGGGUCAAAGUUCUGAGCAUCGGAGAGGGAGGGUUCUGGGAGGGCAGCGCCCGCGGCCAGGUGGGCUGGUUCCCGGCCGACUGCGUGGAGGAGAUCCCUGCCAAGGCCACUGAGGAGAGAACCUAUUCGCGAGCCGAUCGGGCCGACAGACGGAAGCUCUUCCGACAUUAUACUGUAGGCUCGUACGACAGCUUUGACGCCUCGAGUGACUGCGUGGUGGACGAGAAGACGGUGGUGCUCCAAAAGAAGGAGAAUGAGGGCUUCGGCUUCGUCCUGCGUGGGGCCAAAGCCGAUACUCCCAUCGAGGAGUUCACCCCCACACCGGCCUUCCCGGCCCUGCAAUACCUGGAGUCGGUGGAUGAAGGCGGAGUGGCCUGGCAGGCGGGGCUCCGGACGGGGGACUUCCUCAUCGAGGUGAACCAGGAGAACGUGGUGAAAGUGGGCCACAGGCAGGUGGUCAACAUGAUCCGCCAGGGAGGAAACCGGCUUCUGAUCAAAGUGGUGACGGUGAGCCGGAAUCUGGACCCUGAUGACACGGCACGCAAAAAAGCUCCUCCACCACCAAAGAGAGCCCCCACCACCACCUUGUCCAUGCGCUCCAAGUCCAUGACCUCUGAGCUGGAGGAACUCGUGGAUAAAGCCACACUAAGGAAAAAGAAAGGUGAUGUGCAGAAGAAGAGGAUUGUUUUCCAAGUCACUCUAAAUAAAGUUGAAGAGAUGACUCACGCCCAGAAGAGCUCACCUGUGGACACAAAGAUCGCCACGAUCAAACCUCGCCCUUCCAGUCGCUGCUUGGUCACUCCUACAGACAUGAAUUCCAUGUAUCACGACCGUCAGGGAGUAGCAGUGGUGCCGCCCACUGUGCCAGGACCCUACCUGGGGAUCCCAGAAAAGGGCACCAUGAGGAAGCAGAAGUCUAUCGGUACAUCGGAGGAUGAUAAACAGGGACUCCUCACGCCUCCCCUGCUCAAGUUCUCCCGCAGCCUCUCGAUGCCCGACACCUCAGAGGACAUCCCGCCUCCCCCAGCGAUUUCACCACCUUCACCACCUGCCUACAACUCAGCUGCUGGACCUACAGCCAAGAACUACGGCACUUCUCGACCGAGCUUCACCCAGAAUUCGCCUAACGCAGUGACAACAAUCAGUAGGACCACAGAUGUUGGCAGGUUGCGCCGUGGAUAUUUCCGUCAGAGCUCUGAGCAGUUUGAGAGCACACGCACUAGAGGGCGCACACCAGUGCCCGAGAACCCUUACUCCGAGGUCGGCAAUAAGACGCUAUAUGUACCAGCUAAACCAGCUAGAAGGAAGGGAAUGCUUGUAAAGCAACCUAACGUUGAGGACAGUCCAGAGAAAACAUGUCAUGUGCCAUCCAGCCCCUCAGGCCCUGUUUCCAUGCCCACAACACCUGUCGAAAGGACAUGCUCCUCCAUCCCCAUUCCCACCAUUAUCGUUAAAGAACCUUCCACCAGCAGCAGUGGCAAAAGCAGCCAGGGUAGCAGCAUGGAGAUCGAGCCCACUACCCCAGAACAUCCCCCUCUAACACCUACCGUUGGUGUAAGUGGAGGUUUGCGUCCUGAGGACCCGCUGUCUCUUAACCCCUUCGCAGCAGCUAUUGCUGGAGCGGUGCGGGACCGUGAAAAGAGACUUGAGGCAAAAAAGAACUCAAUUGCCUUCCAGUCAAUAGACAUUGGAGAUGAUGAAAUGAGUGGUCCUGCACCGACUCCUCGUCUUCGCCAAUCCAAAUCCAUUGAUGAAGGCAUGUUCAGCAGUGAUGAACACCUACGAAGGAUAUUGGCCCCCUCUUCUAUAGUGCAACUUGGACCCCCAGUUGGUGGUGGUAGUGGAAAUAUGACAGAUUUCAACACGCCUGAGCCCACAGUGGUUCGGGAGCCUCUGAACACUAGAACAGGCCAGUGUCCCAAUCUGGACAGUCCAGUUAGUCUCCCAGCCACUCCUCCCAAAAGUCACUACAAGGCGAAUGGGACGUACCUCCAUCCUGUCACUGGGAAGCCCUUGGACCCUAAUUCUCCUCUCGCUCUGGCCUUGGCAGCUCGUGACCGGGCCAUGAAAGAGCAACAGAACCAUCCUCAAAAUCAGCCAACAAAUCCUCCUCAGGUUCACCAAACCCCCAAGCAUGAAGCCCAGUCCCUGCCACUUCAGCAGAGUCACAAACCGGACCUCAAUCAACCGCUUUUUAUUGACACCAAAUUACGCUCUGGCAUAGAGACCAGCUUUGCAGCAAUUUCCACGGCAACCAUGGGGCGACCAGGUCGAGGUGGCCUCCGGCGACAGAUGACCGAGCAGAAGUAUGAAUCUGAUGGAGCGCGGGAACAGCGGCAGCAUCAGACAGUUGAGGAAAGAAAAAGUGCGCCAGCAAAUGUGACAGACACAUCGCAGCCCAAGUCAACUGGCCUCUUGAUGGUCCACACAAGCACAGACACAACAAACAACAAGACAAACAACCAGGAGGUGGAAGUGCAGGAGAGCGACCGACCUUCUGAGCUAAAGGACCCUAACCAGCCUAACCCUCACAGUGCUCCAACCUUUUCCUCCAAAUCUCAGCAAGCUGCCUCACGGAGAAGAAGUGUUCCUUUAGGAGAAUCUUUGGAAGAACCUGUAAAACUGCCUUUCCGUAUCCCCCCUCCACCACUAGCAUCAGUUGACAUAGAUGAGGAAUUUGAGUUCUCAGAGCCUCUUCCCCCUCCGCUCGAGUUUGCAAACAGUAUAGACAUUCCUGAUGACCAGGCCAUUGCCAUUGCAGAAAUGAUUCAGCAACAGAGACGGAAUGGAGGACCUCCUUUACCCCCUUACCAUCCACACGCCCCUCCACCUGUCAGUGAUCACCACAAGCGGGUGCUAAACAGCAUGCCCCUUUCAUACCGUCCAGCUCCACCCGAACCAGAGUCAGGGGUGGCAGAUUCUGGCAUCGAUGAGGUAGACAGCCGUAGCAGCGGAGAUCCUCAGCCCAUGGAAACCACCAGCACUGUUUCCAGCAUCUCCACCCUGUCAUCAGAAGGAGGCUUCUGCGACAGCGCUUUGGAGAGUCUGUAUGCCACUGCAGAUGGACAUGCCUUCCUGGUGGACCGGCCCCCUGUCCCACCCAAACCCAAGGGCAAGUCUGUCAUUAACAGAACAUCACUUUAUCACGACGCUCUCAUUGAAGAGCCACCCGAGUCCUAUGGGUCACCACCUCAAGCGCCUCCCCCUCCCCCGUCAUCUUCUGAGCCUCCUAGGACUCCUUCUCAAAGGACAUCCAAGCUGUGGGGCGAUCAGCCCCCUGAGCUACGCAGCCCCCCAUCCACGCCAGACACCAAGAACACAGUGAUUACUGAGCUGAGCUCCAUUUUUCAGCACAUGAAUCGUGACAGGCCGACCAAGCCAGGAGAAGGCCUUGACUCCCCCACAGCGACCAGAGGGGGGUUCACAUCCAGACCCCCCACAGAUGACUCAGGAAUGCGUAACAACGCUGCUGCAGCUGCUCUCACCUCCACGCCUCCCAGCAGCCUCCCAUCCCAGGGGAAUCCCUGCAGCCCGCCGGACUCCGCCUCCUCGCUCACGCCCUGCUCCUCGCUGCCGCCCUCCGUGUCGCCCACCCUUACUGAUGUCUUUGGCCUGCCCACACCCCCUAUGGGCAGUGGCGGAGGCUACAGCCUCAGCUCAUCGUGUGGGGGCAGCGGGAGCUCGCGCUCUCCAUCCCCGCUCACAUUGAUGCAGGCGGUGGCAGCAUCUGGAAAACCCUUCGCCUCCAAGCCCAUGGAGCUGUGGAGCAAACACGACGUGGCUGACUGGCUGGAGAGCCUGAACCUAGGGGAACACAAGGACGCCUUCCUGGACAACGAGAUCGAGGGCGCCCACCUGCCCUCGCUGCAGAAGGAGGACCUGAUCGACCUGGGCGUGACCCGCGUGGGCCACCGCAUGAACAUCGAGCGGGCCCUCAAGCUGCUGCAGGACAGAUAAACUUCCCAGGAGACAGGGGGCGAUAUGAACAGUCAGCCUGAGGUGAGGGAGGUGUUUCCAGUCACGCUAGCCGAUCUCUUCAUCAGAUGUGGACGGGUAGAAGUUUCAUCCAAGCUGAAGCUGCCUCUUGCUGUUUUUGUCCUCUCAUCCUGCGUUGUCGCCCUCAUCUCAGUGCUUUGGUUCGUCCGCCCUCCUCCUCCCCCUGCCAUCCCGGGCAUCGGGGGGUGUGGAGGAACUGCAGGGGGAGUAAAGGGGACAGCUGCUAGGUCACAUGGCAGGAGGACAGUCUGAUGGACCGUCUGCGAGUUUCUGGAAUAUUUUGAACUCUGGAAAUAUGAAAGAUUACUCGUCUGGAGGUUUAUUUAACAGACUUGGGCUCUCCCCCCUCGCUUUGGAAUACAGAGACUUUUUCCGUACACCUGGAGUGGGUGCGUGAAGAACCAGCUGAGCUGGUCGUUGCUCCUUUUCUAUCUUUGCUAGAAUUUGUUCAGAGAAUAUUUCUUCACUAGAAUACUAACGGAGUUAUAUUUCUGGGUCCAUCUGCGGCUGUAGAGGAACAUUUUGAGAUAGACUUCUUCUUUUGUUGCUUUUCACCUGUUUGUGUCAAAAUUAGAGCAUCAGCUGAGACAUUAAACACACCAUGUCACCUGUCCACGUACACAGAGUUCAUGCACCGAGCCACGCAUGUGGAGAUGCACACUUUGUUUUCACUAAGAGCAUGCUCUCUCUCACACACACACACACACACACACACACAUAUAUAUUGAUGGCUUUUUAUCUCCUGAAAGAGUGUCAAGAAAUGAGGUCCAUUAUAUCCACAUCUGGAUGUCAGGAAAACCGAGAUGAGGACGAGGAGGAUUGGACCUUGAAGACUGUUUGCAGAAGACGUCCUUGUUCUUACUUCACUUUUCCUUCCAGCACUGUGUGUGCGUGUGUCUGUGUGUGUCUCUGUGUUACAGUUUAACCCAGAAAUCCCCGCAACCCGUUUAGCUAUUUUCAUGAAAUCUGCUAUGUAGGCCACAGUUUAGCAGAAGUAGAACUGUUCUUUUUGUGCCUCACUCGGUGUGAUCCGGUUCCACCUCACCAGUAACGGGUCAGCACUGCACUGUGAGCCCACAGUGACACCAACCUGUGCACAGGUCAUAGAAGAUCAGGUCUGGUUGAAUUGUUAUAGAAACAUUUUGGGAAAUACACAGAUUUGUUUUCAUGCCUUCAGUUUAGAUCAGGGACGUUGAGUUUUGUUUUUGGCAGUGAGAUUUCUCUCUUCAACAAAACUGAGUAAAGUAAAAUAAAUUAAACCCAGGUUGGCAUAUUUCUGCAAAAAACUAGUUAAAGGGAUCUAUAGUAAGAAACAGAAACUGAGACAUUGUAUCAGUAAUUAGCCUCACUGUGGAACACUAGUUACCUUAUUUUAACUUCAAAAUAAAUACGCCAGAAUUAUUUUUAAACAGAAAUUAUAAUUAUUACAUUACAUGUUGUUGCUGAAUAAUAACUUUGGAGGUUCUUGUUUGCUGAUGUUAAAUAAAAAGAAUCUAAAAGGACCCACAGCUGCUAAAGCUAAUUUGGUAGCUUCAAACGCACAAAAGUUAAUUGUUACGACCCCACUCGGUCUAGGGGUAGGAGGAAGUAAACAUUCAAACUAGGUGUUGUUGGUUUUAUGAAAGAAAGAAUAAUUUAUUUCUUUUUUAGUUCAGUUUCUGUUAUUUUUAACAAAACAAACAAAAGGAGGAUACUUAACAAAGUACAAACCGUUUGAAAAUAAAAAGGGGUAAAACCCAAAAUACACAAUAACCAUAAAUUUAAACAAAAUACACAACCUUCAGUAAUUUAACUAAAAAUAAUCCCCCAAAAGGAGGGACAAACUAAUUCAACAGUUUCCUAAAUCAAAAACGUCCCAGCUAACAACAAGCAAACAAACAAAUCAAGACAAAGCCCAAUCAACUUUAAAGAGACUCCUUUGAGCCAAGAUGGAGUCAUCAAGCAGGUGAGCACACAAAAAUAACCAAGCUUCAAAGUUUUACAACACCAAAGUCAGAAGUGGCGAGCUGUUCUGUCCAAAUACCAGCUGCCUUUAGUGGCAGGUGCAGAGAGUUUAUAUAAUGUAGUCCCUUCUUGAUUGGCGGCGAAUUCAGAAGAACCAGGAAAUGAAUAGUCCAACAUGAACUCCCGGAUUUAGCCACAUUUAGGUUGGCGUGCUUUGGAUUAGCUGUGCUAUGAUAAGCAAUUCAAUAUAUUUCUAGGUUGCCGUUAAAACUUUAAAUACAUUAAAGAUACGUUACAGUACGUCCAGGUUAUCCUGGGCUGACUUUUGGAUGAAGACAACAGACGUGGGUUUACUGCUGCUAAGUUUUUCAGAGAAGCAAUGUGAUUCUGGAUAUUUAUUUGAAUGUUUAUCACCAAGGGUUGUUUUUAUUAUUAAUAAAACUAAGGUGUACUUACUAAUGAUUUAUAUGAAAUAGAGCACAAACAAAGAACAUUUAACACAGUCUACAUCUACAGGGGAAAAGGCAUUAACCAUUAAAUUAUUAUGUAGGCUGUUAAAGGCUUAUUAAAAGUUAACUUAGUCUCUCUCUGGAGUUUAAAGAAAUGGUUUCACCGCCUGGAAUACUGGCUUCUAACACUUAGCAUUAAUUUAAGCGGCAUUUAAACUUUACUCGGCACCAGAGUGCUGCCUUAAUAGAAGACGUAGCAUGCCUUACUGUGGUUCAGAUCUUUUUGCGCCACCUCUUAGUAAACUGUAAAGGGUCUCUGGAGCUGCUGUUCAAUUUGGCCUAAAAAUUGUUCCGUUCUUCAAAAAUAUGGGGAGAAAAACAGAAUUCGAGUUACAAUGUGGACAGCAUUAGAUAUUACUAUAGGUCAGUAAAUCAAAGUGAGUUUAAAAAUGACAAGAAUCAUGUAUUAGUUGUGGUUGUGUAAAACAGAGCAACAUAAAAAUAUGUCGUUAUCCAUUAUACCAAAUCAGACAACAACAAAUUACAUUUUUGAAGGUUUAAUUGCAUCACUUUGUCAAUGUGGAAAUAAUGAAACGAUUAGACUAUAAUUCAACACAACUCUUGUCAUGUACCACACAUGCUGCACAGUGUUUGUCUAAAAAUGGCUGAUUAGCUUUAAAUCUUCUGUCUGUCAAAGACCAAUGUGUGUAUUUCCCAAAAUGUUGAGCUGUUCUUGGUUGCAUUUGAAUCCAGUUCUGUUGGACACUUUAUCAGCUUUUAACAGAUUUAAAUAGUAAAAAAAAAAAACAUGUUAAGCAGGUAGAGAAACACUUUAGCAGAGAAAGUCACAAAAUGACUGAAACGUUUGAGCACUGCUGUGAGAUUGGAGGUUAAUAACUGACCAGCUGGACCUGAAAGUCCAGUUUCAGAAGUGACACUUGGUUUCAGUAACGAUGGAGAUGGAACCAGCUCUAAAAGACAAGCAGGACGUCUUUGGAAUAUGUGAAAGGCUUUAAAAUGUUCUGCAAGUUGUUUUUUAGUUUUAGUGUCAGUUGAUCUGUGAGAUCAGCAGUUUUAAACUUUUAAAUUGAACCCUGAGUUCGGUUUUCCGCAGGAAUCGGCCUGAGAGCGGACCUGAAGGAGGCUGCAGUCGUGAGCUUAGAGGAGGGUUAGAAGUCGGUCUCUGUAACUUGGCUGGAGUUUGGAGUUUAAUAAUAUUUAUAGAGCUGAAGGUUGUUGUGUUUCUAAGGCACAGUAUGUGCUGAGACGUGUAUAUAAGAGUGUUUAAUGGGAUAAAAAUGUCUAUUUGGUUUUGUGUAUAGUUCUAUGAAAACGCUUAGAAGGUAAAAAGGAAGUUUAUGAGAGUAAAUUUAUAGUUUCAGGGCUGACCUGAUGACCAAAGCUUUGGUCUCUGCCACAUAGCCCAGUUCAGCCCAGCCUAGCCCAGCCCCGCCCUGCGCAUCGUCCUGCAGAGGAUGCCUUAAAAAGCUCGCUGCUCUCUUCCUCCACCCCAGCACCUCCAUCGUAGUGGAUUUUACCCGAGCACGCACCCCCACCUGCCGUUUGACCCGCUCUGACCCGUCUUCGUUUGGUUUCAUUUCACCCAUCAUGCAGCUUUUUCAGGAGACAGACAUCCACAACCUGUGUUCUGUGAACAUCAGCCGUACGGUGGCUGGCGUGGGACAAUGCUGCUAUAAUCCUGUUUUCAAACUCACAGCGGCGUGCUGGAGGCGGUAGAAAAGCACAGUAUUUUUAAAGAUUUGUAUAGAGUUCUAUGAAAUUUUAUAGAGGUUAUCUGAACAAAUACUGUUCAACACAGAUGCUUGGAUUGCCAAAAACAGAAAUAAUAUAUACGUAGAAUAAAAUGUGGAUUAUUAUUAUUACUAUUAGAUUUAUGGGUUAUGUAAGAAGCAAUAUUUAUUCUGAAUGAACCUCCUUAGUUGUGUUUUAUUUUUUCCAUUUUAUCAUGACGCAGUCACUCAUCAGUGUUUUAAUGACGUAUUGCCUAAAGUAGAAAACACUCUGCUGCAGUAGAUCUAAGAUAUUUUGGCCAAUCAAGUGUUUUCUGACAAACACCAUCUGCCUGAGUAGAGCGCCCUCUCAUGCGAACCCCCUCAGUGUAGAGAGUAGAAACUGAAGAAAACGUGUAUAUUUUCAAACCAUAAAUCCACCAUAAAAGAUUAGCAGUGGCUGGUUUUCUCUGUGGAGACGUAGAACAGAAUAGAUUUAGUAGGAAUCUUCACUGACCCACCAUCACCCCAUCCCUCCUUUUAAAACAUUGCUCCCACCUUCAUCAUCAUCAGACAUUCAGGUAACUUUUAGUUUCUCUUCCUUUAAUUUCCCAUGAAUAGAUUUUAUUCUUUAAGUCUUCAUUGAGGCUAAGAUGUUUUUGGUAAUUUGUGCAGAAAACUUGUGUUCAUGUUUUCUAUGUUGCUGUAACUUUGUGCUACUGAAUCAUCAUAGAGACGACUAAUUACUGGAACGAAGAGUAUUUUCCUGUAAAAUCACUCCCCCCCCCAUUCAAUUCCUCAAGGUUUCUUGUAUGGCAACCAAAAGUCACUGUAAGAAAUAAAUAUAAUAUUGCACUAGUGA
Girardinichthys multiradiatus is the source of this 11001-nucleotide messenger RNA. RefSeq names its product SH3 and multiple ankyrin repeat domains protein 2-like. NCBI's taxonomy places the organism in Eukaryota, Metazoa, Chordata, Actinopteri, Cyprinodontiformes, Goodeidae. The transcript has 27 exons. Gene Ontology annotation, molecular function: ionotropic glutamate receptor binding; synaptic receptor adaptor activity. Bases 254 to 5977 code for a protein of 1907 amino acids. The record is from RefSeq and is a predicted model, not a curated record. Gene Ontology annotation, cellular component: postsynaptic density; dendritic spine; postsynaptic membrane.